AUUGUUGGCUAUUUCAAAAAUUUUAAUUGUAUUUGACAAACAAUCACAUUAAUAUAAUGUCCCUCAUAAAUACUCCUCUAUGUGUGUUAAUUCGUAAUUCGAUAAUAGCUUCUAGUGUGCCUAGGAUGAUGACUACCCGGCAUAAUAGCUACAUGGCACCAUUCAAAGAAUCUUUAAAGUCUGCAAAAAAUGUUGUUAUUAUCACUGGUGAUGAUAUAAGCACAGAAUCCGGCGUUCCUAUUUACGGUAAAAGCAGUUUUUGGAGGAAGUAUCUGACUUCGUCACUUACAACGUCAGGAGCCUUCCUGACAUUCCCUAGUUUAGUUUGGGAAUUCUAUCAUUAUCGGAGAGAAACAGCAGCAAAAGCAGACCCUAAUGAGGCUCACAAAGCGAUAGCGUUAUUUGAAGAAAAACACGGGAAAGAUAAGUCUAUAACUGUGAUAACACAGGGUGUAGAUGGCCUCCACUCUAGGGCUAACAUUAAAAACCUAAUAGAAUUACAUGGCAGUUUGUUCAAAACAAGAUGCAUUAAGUGCAAUGAUAUUAUGACUAAUAAUGACCACCCUAUUUGUGAAGCCCUUGCAAACAAGGGAUCCCCAGAUAGCACGGCUACUAAUUCAGACAUUCCUGAAAACCUACUACCACACUGCAAUAAGUCUGGAUGUGGUGGUCUUCUUAGACCAAACAUCGUCUGGUAUGGAGAGAGCCUUGACCCUUCCUUGAUUAAAAAAGCAGAGGCAGCAAUAUCCGUUUGUGAUCUGUGCAUUGUAGUUGGGUCGCCCUCAAUGCUAUUUCCAGCAGCUCACUAUGCUCCAGAAGCAAUGGCAAAUGGGGCAAUAACAGCAGAGUUCAAUAAUGAUACUGAUACAAACUCAAACUUCCAUUAUUCCUUUGUUGGUCCUUGUAGCACUACAUUACCAGAGGCACUCCACAUUUAAACAUGUUGUUCUUGAACUGUAUUGAUUGUUAACAAUGAAAUACUUGUAUGUAAAUUAUUUUUUGUGUGUUUGUAUGAAUAGUACUUAUUUAUUAA
Messenger RNA from Spodoptera exigua (beet armyworm), 1033 nucleotides. NCBI's taxonomy places the organism in Eukaryota, Metazoa, Arthropoda, Insecta, Lepidoptera, Noctuidae. The record is from the annotation of a GenBank genome assembly.